Molecule: messenger RNA, 1153 nt
Organism: Schizosaccharomyces cryophilus OY26
Lineage: Eukaryota; Fungi; Ascomycota; Schizosaccharomycetes; Schizosaccharomycetales; Schizosaccharomycetaceae
Product: ribosomal protein subunit S18
Exons: 1
Coding region: 483-1019 (178 amino acids)
Biological process (GO): translation
Cellular component (GO): ribosome
Molecular function (GO): structural constituent of ribosome
Source: RefSeq, a predicted model, not a curated record
AAAAUUUUGACUUUGACAGAUAGAAUUGAAUAAUAAAGGUGAAUAACGAGAUGAAAGUUAAUUUUAGUUUUUCCUUCGAAUCCAUAUUCGUUGCUGUUAUGCAGUUGACCGGGUUUAUUUACGUUUCGUGAACGUGUAUGAGUAACAGGUAAGUAAAGCAUCUAACGAUCCAGAUUCUCCUUCUCUUUUACCAAACUUCUAUAAAAGUAACUGAAGCAAUAAAACGUUUUGUAAUUCCGGAUUUCUCGUAUGAAUUCGUUUGCUUAGUGCAGACUUCAACGCUAUGAUAUAGGAAUAUAAGUAUCGAAGACUUGUUACCUUGGAGUGAAGCCCUCGACCACAAAGUGUAUCUAUAAUAAGAUUUCAAUUAGAAAAUACAAAUUUGUGUAACGAAAGGAAAUCUAGGAAUAUUGAUACGACGAGGGGAUUUAACGUUUCAAUCAUUGAAUUCAUUAGGCUUACAACUAAAUUUUUGUUGAAAAAUGCUGGGAUUGACGCGCCUUGGGCUUCGUCGUUUUUGGACCCAUCCUCAUCUAAGGAAUGAUGGUAAAAUCAAUCUUACUGAGGUGCUAGAAAAAUCAGUUUUAUCGAAUCCAGAAAAGAUUCCGCCUCAGAAGAAGGAACCUACGUAUAUUGCAGGUUCUGAGUUUCUUCCUAGACCUUACUAUUUGCAUGCUAAAUGUUUAAAGAAUAACACUCAUAUAACCCUCUGUAAUCCAGACAAAAAAAUAAUUUACAAGGCAUCUUCUGGAUCAUGUGGAUUCCGGAAAGGAAAAAGACGCGGAUACGAUACCGCGUACACCGUAACCUCAAAAGUCCUCGAGCAAAUUCGUCUAAAAAAUAUGAGUAUUGAAAACCUGUAUGUUAUAUUUUGCGGAUUUAGUCAAGCUCGUGAGGCCGUGCAAAAUUGUUUACUAGGCCAGGAAGGUUCUCUCGUUCGAGAUAAAAUCGUCAAAAUCAUGGACAAAUCGCCGAUUAAAUUUGGCGGUCCCCGUGGUAGAAAUGUGAGAAGAAUUUAAUUUCGUGUAGUGCUUGAUUUUAAACUCAUUAAUAUUGAUCCCAAGAUGCUCACCUAAAGACCUUAUGCAUAUCGUUCAUCCCCCGUGCUCUUUGUUUUGGAUAGCAGUGAAAGAUAUAUUCAAUAGCAUAAUGU